AUGGCGUCCUCCGGCUGCCGGACUGUAAACGCAGGAACGCCGGGCUGUCAGAACAGGGAAAAGAUGCAAGAUGUUAGACAGGGUUCCUACAGCAUAAGCUCUCCUCACCUGGUCCAGGUCAGAGAGAGGAUCCGAAUCAACGGCCAGCCCAUCAGUAAGGAUCUCUUCACUAAAUACUUCUGGCAGGUUUAUGGACGGCUGGAUGAAACCAAGGAGGUCCACGGAGGGACGAUGCCGGCCUACUUCCGAUUCCUCACCAUCUUGGCCUUCCACAUCUUCCUGCAGGAGAAGGUGGAUCUGGCUGUGAUCGAAGUCGGCAUCGGAGGAGCGUACGACUGCACCAACAUCAUCAGGAGGCCCUGGGUCUGCGGGAUCUCCUCUCUUGGCAUCGACCACACCCAGAUUUUAGGAGACACCAUAGAGAAGAUCGCCUGGCAGAAAGGAGGAAUCUUCAAGGUUCCCUUAAACCCUCUGAUGUGUUUCAGUGGAGCUGUGGUCAGAGUGCUGCUGUUUAACGCCACGGGGGAGCGAGAUUCUGCUGCCAUGCUGAAGCUGCUGGUGCCGUGUCACUUCGACUUCGCCGUGUUCUGCCCAAACAUCACCGAAGCCGUGGCGUCCUGUAACGCAGACCAGCAGAACUUCAACGUCUCCGUGGAGAACAUGCUGACCCGCUGCCUGGACAACGAGCGCAGCUGGCGUCUCCAUAGCGACCGGAGAGACCAGGAAGUGCUGCCGCUGCUGAUAGAGGACAGCCUGCCGCUGCUGACGGAGAGAAAAACCGACACGCUGGUUUUCCCGUGCAUCCUCAGCGCUCUGCAGUGGAUCACCCAGGGCAGAGAUCCGGUUCUGACUGACCCGGCCCAGACGGCGCUUCCUGUUAAACCCAGCAUCUCUGCCAGAGCCGCUCCUCUGCGGGACGCUGCUGAGAUCCACGUCCUGGUAACCGGGAGCCUGCACCUGGUGGGAGGAGUCCUCAAACACCUGGACCCGGAGUCGGCCAAGUAAACCGUCUGGACUGGGAGGACUGGGAUGACCACUGGGAAUAAUGGUGGGGUUUAUUUUCAAGGUGUCCAGGUUC
Messenger RNA from Cyprinodon variegatus (sheepshead minnow), 1078 nucleotides. RefSeq names its product folylpolyglutamate synthase (gene fpgs). The record is from RefSeq and is a predicted model, not a curated record. The transcript has 8 exons. Gene Ontology annotation, biological process: tetrahydrofolylpolyglutamate biosynthetic process. Gene Ontology annotation, cellular component: cytosol; cytoplasm; mitochondrion. Gene Ontology annotation, molecular function: ATP binding; tetrahydrofolylpolyglutamate synthase activity. Lineage: Eukaryota; Metazoa; Chordata; Actinopteri; Cyprinodontiformes; Cyprinodontidae. Bases 1 to 1005 code for a protein of 334 amino acids.